AUGGGCACUCCAGCGAAGGAGAGAGUUCAACAAUGGACAGAGGUUGUAUCUGGAAGGAGCUCACGCAUCUCAUGGGCAGACAAAGUUAAGCAAGAGGUGAAUUCCAAUGCAAUUGAUCAAGUGAAUCCUGAAUGUUGUGACAACAAAUUAAUUGGUGAAAUUGAUUUGGGGGAUAUUAGCUCUAAGAUAGAGUAUUGGCAAAAUGCUAUUGUUUGCUAUUUGUUGGGUGCACACCCACCAUUUACAGUACUUAAUAGAUUUAUCCAAAGAGUGUGGGGUAAAUAUGGAAUCAACGAAGUGGCAAUGAUGAGGAAUGGGAUUGUCAUGGUGAGGUUUAAUAGUGAGGAAGGAAAAUUGGAGGUGUUACAGGGAGGUAUCUAUCAUUUUGAUAACAAGCCGUUGAUAGUUAAAGCUUGGACUCCAGAAAUGGAGUUUUCUAAAGAGGAACUACUGACCAUACCAAUAUGGAUCAAACUGCCAGGAUUAGAUUUCAAAUAUUGGAGUGCAAGGGGUUUGAGUAAGAUAGGUAGUCUAGUAGGUAAACCGUUGAUGGUUGACAAACAGACUGAAAAGAAAUUGGGAUUAAGCUAUGCUCGACUGUUGGUUGAGGUUAAUGUGGGUAAGACACUACUUGAAGAGGUGUUGUUUAGAAAUGAAAAGGGUGUGGUAAUUACACAAUCAGUGACAUAUGACUGGAGGCCAUCUUUAUGUGACCAUUGUCAUAAAUAUGGUCAUGAUAAAGAUAAUUGUAGGAAAUUACAUCCAACCCAACAGCAUGUGGAUGAAACGAAGGAAACCAAGGAGGAGGACAAGAUGCAGACUAAUGCGCGAUUUGAUAAGGGGAAGGAGAAAGUGCAGGAGAUUCGAAAGUAUGGUGGCAAUACUAGGAGGUAUUUCUCUCAACUAUUAGGGGAAAAGGAGUUUGGACAACGACAAAAGGCUGAAGAGGUGUUCUUAAAGAACGGAAAUCAGUUAUUUGUGUAUCAACAAGUGCAACUACUUGAACCGUUUACCAGGAAGGAGGUGAAAGAGGCAACUGAAGAAGGUGUUGCCAUAUUUGGUAAACCAAACUCCAGCAGCGUUUGUAAAAGGGAGUUCUCUAGUACACAAUGUCCUUAUAUGUCAUGA
Molecule: messenger RNA, 1128 nt
Organism: Solanum verrucosum
Lineage: Eukaryota; Viridiplantae; Streptophyta; Magnoliopsida; Solanales; Solanaceae
Exons: 4
Coding region: 1-1128 (375 amino acids)
Molecular function (GO): nucleic acid binding; zinc ion binding
Source: RefSeq, a predicted model, not a curated record